Malaya genurostris is the source of this 12611-nucleotide messenger RNA. RefSeq names its product cytoplasmic dynein 2 heavy chain 1 (gene btv). Gene Ontology annotation, biological process: microtubule-based movement. NCBI's taxonomy places the organism in Eukaryota, Metazoa, Arthropoda, Insecta, Diptera, Culicidae. Gene Ontology annotation, molecular function: dynein intermediate chain binding; dynein light intermediate chain binding; minus-end-directed microtubule motor activity. The coding region runs from base 1 to 12483 and encodes 4160 amino acids. The record is from RefSeq and is a predicted model, not a curated record. The transcript has 14 exons. Gene Ontology annotation, cellular component: dynein complex.
AUGGCUAACCGAUACAAAUUCAUCUAUGAUACAUCAGUUGAGUUCUUCAAUGCUACCGCCGUGGAGAAUGAAGAGAUCAUUCACGAUUUUUUGAAAAAUGACGAUGUUACUAUACUGGCGGCAGUUUCGCUGGACGGUGAAAUACUCUUCCAAAAUACAGUUCCUGUGGAGGAACAGUACUGUUUGUUGUUCUAUAAGAUUCCAAAUAUGGACUACCACAACGUGAACACUACUCCAAAAAUUGGCAUUCUGACUCUCGAUGGAGGUCUCGCAAAAUCAAUAUACAAUUCGUUGCAGCGAGUUUUUUCACCCUACAUUCUUAAAAAAUGCGAAUAUUCAACUGAAGUCAAAACCAUUUUGCAAAACCUACACUCUAAUCUUGGCCUAUCGCUCGGAUUGACCGAAUCCGGCAUCCUGUCAUUCCAGGAUGAGAUAAAUUUUUGGGAACGGAAAACAAGAACCUUACCAACAAAAGCUGAUCGAGAAGCGGCUAAAUCAUUUGCGACAUUAUUGGAAAAAAUAAACGCCCAAUUAUCCGAGAACUCCGGUACUAAUCUGAAUCAACUGGACGAGUUCAUCGAUGUUUGCCAGACUCAUUUGGACGAAAUCUGGCGUUUACCGCAUCACUACCCACAGAAUCGCAUGUGCAGCAUCUUUGACAUUAUUUCAACCCACGUAGUCAAUAUUUGCACCGAAAUCCUCUCGGAGUUGGACAUCUGGGAUGUUGGAUCUAUUUACCAGGAUGAAGCAAUUAAUCACAUCAAAGAAACAGUGGACUCAUGGUACCAAACAUUUGACAGUUUAACACGACUAUUUUGGCCAAACUAUGAACAGCACUCAUGGAUCGGAAAACCGUACAACUCAAAACAGUUGGACAAAUUUCGCAGUCGAUAUUCUGAAAUUUUAGAAAUCAAAAAUACAAAGGAUUUACUGUAUGGACUAUUUUUUGACAAUGACAAUGAACAACUUUUACGCCACACUGAUGUUGUUGAACCCUUCAAAGAGCUAAACAUGUUCGACCUUACUCCACUGGGUAAUAAACGAUGGGAGAUUGCCAAAUCCCGAUUGGAAUCUUGUCUUGAAAAGGUAGACGAAAACGUGGUCGUCAUUCUGAAGCAGCACAUUCAUGAAAGUAUCGGUAAUCCACGACAGACGAUUCACGUAUUCAGCCAUUACAAAGACAUAUUCACGCGUCCAUAUGUUCUGAAAGCACUCACCGCUGAACGCGAGCAACUGUUUCAAAGUAUCCCAAUGAUAAUUAGUGAACUAAGGGAAAUGCUAGCAGCUAAGAAUUACACUGAAGACGAUGUUACACCGAUAGUGUCCGAGACGCGUUGGUACCGAGUGGCUGAGGAGCAAAUUGCUCAGCUGGAAUUGACUACUUUAAAGAUUCUCAACGAUCGCGAAGGAUUCGAACAAAUGGUGAAUAACAUCACCUCCUUUAAGGAAGAAAUUCAAGCAAUGAUUCGUGCAAACUUCGAAACCUGGACCGAUAGCUCGAUUAGUGCCAUUCGGGAUGGAGAGUUGAGCCUUCGUGAAAAUCAACCGGUCGUCAUUUUUGACACAUCGGAACGCCAGCUCAUGAAGGUCACCUUCGGUUCCAAAAUUGUAAUCUUUUGUGACGAAGCUCACCAUCUGCAUAAUUUAGGGCUAAAGCUCAAUCCGGAAAUUCAGAAAAGCAUAACACACUCCAUGAGGUUUAUAUCCUACGCGAGAAGACUACAGCAAAUCGCUACCUUUCAUAACACGAUUGGUGAUAGGAUGGUUCCUUGCCAACGACCAAUCAUGUUGAAUAAUGCCAUGGAUUUCUCGAAGCUGGUGAAGAGUGAAUCUGUGUCGUGGAGCGAUGAAGAUUCGGUAGAACGAUAUAUUGCAAGUUUGCAGGAAGCAGUCAAACGGCUGUCCAAGGACAACAAUCUUUUAACCGGAUAUCAUGAACAAGCCAAAAAAUCUGUACUCAAGCUAAUGGAUGUCGAUCUUAUUCGACAGAGUAAUGUGUGGAAGGAGGAGAUGCGAAUACUUCGCGAGAUUAUAUUCAAUCUUGAAAAACAAGGCUACACAAAUCUAAACCCAUUCAAACUUCACUGGGAUCAUCAGCUGUAUAAAGUUCUAGACUAUCAGUACGUGGCGGGUUUACUCAACGUUCAUCAAAAGUUGCCAGACAUCCACGUAGACUUAGUUUUUCGACAACAACAGGUUCAAUUUCGUCCGGCUUUGGAAGAGAUCAAAUCCAAAUACUAUUCUCAACUACGCCGUUUCAUCGAAAAGCCUCUCAGUUUCAAAGGUCUAUCCGAGCAAAGUUCCAACAUGUUUAAAGCCAUGAUUGAACGAAACGCCCAGUCUUUCUCGGUAUUAUACGAAAAAGCAGAUAUCGUAUUUCGUGAACUGACAGAGUUCCGGGACAGUUGGCUACCUUGGGUUUCUCUCGGAAUGUCCGAUAUGGAACAACUAUGCACAGUCCACUGUAUCACGUGGCAGCACUGGGAUAACAAUUUCCGAGCGUGCAAGAAAUUUAGUCAACAAAUUGCUCGAAUUCAACAGUCGGAAAAAGAAAUCGAUUGUUUGAUCGUAAACUACGCUCCACUUUGUUCGGAUAUAGACGGUAUCAGCAGGCGGUACUGGGAAAGCCUUGCCAACAGUUUGCGAACGUCAAUCUUGGACAGCAUUUCAACAUUGCAGGAGUAUCUGACAUACUCAUUCCAGGUGCUCCAAAACAUUCCGCAGGAUGAAUGGGGCAUUUCGGAAUCCAGUGCAAAAUACGAGAAGAUCGUAAGCGAUUUGCCGAGAAUGACCGAGUUGAAGAAAUCACUUCAAGGAAAGAACAACUGUUUAGCUGGAUGGUGCAAGGAGCGGGUAUCAGCGCUCAACGGAAUCUUGGCCCAGUGGAACCAAUUGCAGCCUCUGAUAGAGAACCAUCAAUCGCUACUUCAGGGUAGGCUUGAUAUUAUCAAGGAAAACAUUUUGCGACAAAUCACCGAGCUGAACGAAGAAGCGGGCAAAUUUUCGAUACGUUGGGAAUCAACUAUAAGAGAUCUUGAGACAAACGAUCAAGCGGAUAUGAGUUUAUUUAGAGAACGCCAAGCUCAAUGGAAAAGUAUUAUCAAUAAACGCGAAACUCUUAGGAAGCAAACAGAAAAAUUCAAUAUCAAUGUUCCGGAAGAAUUUGAUACAAUAUUUGGAGAACUGGAAACAGAUAUCUCGCAACAAGGGAAGAACUGGGAGAUCUACAACAACUUUCUCACAGAUUAUGAGACGAUCUCCGGUGAAGAAUGGACCAUUUACCGACGUAGACCACACAUCCUCACGGAUUUUCUAGUCAAGUGGGAAAAAUCUCUCAGUCCACCAACAAGUGUAGCCAGUUCCCGUAUUGCAUCAUAUAUCGAACGAUACAAAAUCGCUCUACCACUACUCGGUGUUCUACAAUCGGACGCUCUUAUCGAAAAACAUUGGGCCAAAAUAUGCCAGCUGCUGAAAAUAGAUUCCAAAUCCCACCAUGACCUCUGUCUGGGAGACGUCCUGGCAGUAACCGAUAAACUUCAGCAGCAAGCAGGCGAAAUUCAAUCCAUCGUACGACAAGCAGCAUCGGAACAUAUUAUUCGACAAGCUAUCGUAGAGCUGGAGCAAUGGGCUGCUACGACAAUGUUGAAACUGAUCGAUCAUACGGACUCCAAAGGGGCAACCAUUUCAUUGAUCAAGGAUUUUACGGAAACACUUAAUAAAAUAGGAGAUAAUCAGUUUUUGCUACAGUCAGCAAAAAAUUCCUCCACUUUCGAAUCCUUUUCUGAUCAGGCCGAUGUAUGGGAAGAGAAACUAAAUAACUUGGACUAUAUCAUUACCCAUUUAAAUCAGAUUCAGAAGAAAUGGAUCUAUCUGGAACCCAUAUUCGGUGCCGGAACGCUAAAGCGAGAAGAGGCCGUAUUCAAAAGCAUCGACAAGAACUUCCGCUAUAUUAUGAAGGAAAUCUCAGAAGAUCCGAAGGUGAUAUCGGUGAAUAAAAUAAACAAUGUUCUAUCGAUCAUCGAAACACUCCAGAAUCAAAUAUCUCGUUGUCAGAACGCUUUGAGCUCAUUCAUCACAACCAAACGAAACGCCUUUUCACGGUUCUAUUUCUUAUCCGAUGAUGAUCUUCUUGAGCUUUUGGGACAAUCUUCAAAGGAAACUAUAAUCCAGAAGCACAUUCGAAAAUUGUUUCCCGGAAUCUACAGAUUACUGAUCGAUGACUCAGGGACUCGUAUAGUGGCAUACUGCAGUGAAGAAGGAGAUGAGCUGCGUUUGGCUAACUGCAUAACAAUUACUACAACAGUCGAAGACUGGUUGAACACCCUGCUGUCAGAGAUCAAGACUACUUUGCAUUUGCUCAUAAAAAAGUGUCUCGAUACGAUUCCCUUGAGUGAAGCUACCAUUCGUGAGUAUCCGAUGCAAGUUAUAUGCCUGGUUAAUUCCAUUAAUUUUACUCGACGAACUGAGAAGGCCAUAUCUGGAAUGCAGCUCGCUGAUCUGAAACAUCAGAUUCAAGAUGAAAUCGAUAAAUUUUCCACCGUAUUACACGGAAACUGCGACCAACUGACGCAAAUCAAGUUACGUGCCUUGCUGAUUGAUCUAGUUUAUCAAUCAACCACCGUAGGCUAUCUAAACAAUCACAACGUGACGAAUCUGCAAGACUGGUACUGGCUUCAACAGCUUAAGUUCUACGCCGACCGGAACGGAAAAGUGUUUAUCAAAAUGGUCUACGCAGAGUUCGAAUAUUCGUACGAAUUUCUUGGAAACUAUAGUAAACUGGUAUACACUUCGUUGGCCCACGACUGCUACCUAAUAUUAACACAAGCCAUGCAGUUAGGUCUCGGAGGAAAUCCUUUUGGACCGGCCGGAACCGGCAAAACCGAAUGUGUCAAAUCACUCGGCGCGAUGCUUGGCCGAUUAGUAUUAGUAUUCAAUUGCGACGAAAACAUCGAUACCGCCGCUAUGGCGCUUAUUCUUUCCGGAUUAGCCCGGUGCGGUGCUUGGGGUUGUUUCGAUGAGUUCAAUCGUUUGCAAGAAGCUACCCUAUCCGCUAUUUCUAUGCUUAUACAACCCCUACAAGUUGCACUGAAAGAUAAACAAAAAGAGGUUUUACUAAACAACGAAACUAUUCCUCUAAACAACCACUGUUGCGUAUUUGUAACGCUGAAUCCAGCUGGCGAAGAAUACGGAGGUCGUCAGCAGUUGCCAUUGAAUCUACAGACGCUUUUUCGACCAAUUGCAAUGCAAGCUCCGCAACCACAACAAAUCGCCCGGGUCACUCUCUUUGUGGAAGGCUUCAAACAUGCCGAUCGUCUUGGUAGCCAGAUCGUCGAACUGUUCGAGUUGUCCAAGAAGAUGCUCUCCAAACAACGUCACUACGAUUGGGGUUUACGGGAGCUGAAAUCGAUUCUGUCGGCUUGUGGCAUGGCACUAAAGAACGCCCGCAACGAAAUGACGUACAACGAAGAAGCCGGUCUAGCAGUCAACGUAAUACGAGCUAACACUAUGUCUAGAUUGACACUGUCCGAUUGCAAACGAUUCGAUGUUCUGCUAUCCAAUGUGUUUCCUAAUGUUCAAAUCGUUGACAUGGCGAACGAAGAUUUGAACUUGAAAAUUAUGGAUGCUUUUUCAGUUCUCGGAUAUCAGCCAAACAAUAGGCAGGUUGAGAAAUGCUUGGAAUUGGCAGCUCAACUACAGAAACGAAUGGGAGUUGUAGUUAUUGGACCUCCUAGGUCUGGAAAAUCAACCAUCAUAUCGGUUCUGAAGGAAGCUUUGCUUUCGUUGGGAAAUACGAUACGAGCUCAUGUAAUAUCACCGAAAUCAAUGAAUCGAGUUCAAUUACUAGGCAAGCUGGAUCCAGACACUAGACAGUGGACUGAUGGGGUGCUCACGUCUACUGCAGUUGCUGUAAACACGGAACCUCGUACAGUCACUUCGUGGAUUAUAUGUGAUGGAGAUAUAGAUCCAGAGUGGAUUGAAGCACUGAACUCGGUACUGGAUGAUAAUCGACUGCUCACACUGCCAUCCGGAUGGAGAAUUCAAUUCGCAAGCAAUGUAAACUUUAUUUUCGAAACUCACGACCUCUCGACGGCAUCUCCGGCUACCAUUUCGCGCAUGGGAAUAAUCAAUUUAAACGCCGAGGAUCUACCUUAUCAAUUAAUGGUGGAAGGAUGGCUGGCGAAACAAUCCGAUUCGGAAAUACUGAAAUCACUUUUAGAGCAACACUACUACCGAGCAAUUGAGUGGAUUGAAGAACAGAAACUGCGCCCAUUUGGAUACUCUCUAGUCAGUUUAGCCGAGUCAGGCCUGAUAGCAAUUGAACAGGCCAAGUCUACGGAACAAUUUUGCAUCGACCUGCUGUGUGGGUUCAAUGGACUACUGACUUUGGACGGUAAAAACCAACUGUCCAACCAAGUUUUCUCUUGGGCAGAUAUAACUGUAACGGAUAGUUCAGUAGCGGAAUACCACUAUUACAAUACCUUCAGAGAUAUGGUUGAUCUGUACAGUACCGAUGAAAUCACCGGAGCUUCUAUCAACGAAAACAUGCUCACAAACACAUUGGUCAAAACUCCAUUGAUGAAAACAUGUGGUGAAUUGCUGAAACAAAGCAUCUGUUCUCACAAUCGUCGUAUUGUCCUACUUAUCGGACCGAGUGGGAAUGGCAAGAGUCUGCUUCUGCAGACCAUAGUCAAUGAGUUCAACGGCUAUCAAUAUGUUACAAUCAACUGUAGUUCUCAAUUGACCACCUCCAGCAUCCUGGGUACCAUUAAACAAAACUCGAUUGUCCUCAACACCGUUAAAGGGAAAGAAUAUCGCCCAAAAUUCUCCAGAAUUAUUCUAUACCUCAAAAACAUUGAUCUUUGCUCGAUAGAUCACUGGGGAACAUGCGAAAUUGUCGAACUGCUAUUACAAAUCAUAAAUCGAAGCGGAUUCUAUUCGGAAACACUUGAAUGGAUCAGCGUUUCCGGAAUACACGUUUGCGCUUCAGUUUCUGAUCUUCGGAAUGUACAAAUCUCUCCAAGAUUUCUUUCCAUCUGUACUCUGGUGCAGAUUGGAUAUCCGAGCAAUACAGAUAUGGAGAAUAUAGUUAAGAAUAUGAUUUUGCCGCUGUACAAUCAGCUUGGACAAAGUGCCGUUAAAUUGAAACUAAACGAUUUGGUCCAAGCUGUCAUUAAUGUUUACUUUGAAACAAAGGCCCGUUUUAACCGUGGCGAAAUUUUGCACUACCGGUUCACUCCAAAGUUGAUCGAAAGAUGGAUCAGUGGUAUUAUGUAUUACCCUACCGAACAUUUCAGCCAGGCGAUGAAAUAUGAGUGCAACCGCAUCUUUCGGGAUCGCCUAGUAACGGACAGUGACCGUUCGACGUUCGACGAAAUCGUUCGUGACAAUCUCCGAGUACUUCCCCAUGAUGACAUUCGAGUAGUUUUUGGUCCCGGAGAAGGACAGACGGACGCAACAUUGCAACUGGUGGGUUUUGAUAGCUGGAAAGAUUCUGUAAACCAGACAAUUGCAAUGUGCAAUGCUGAAGUUAUCUUGGUUGACGUCCCAUGCUCGGAGGACUUUAUCGAGACAGUGGCUUCAAUCGUUCGUGUUUUAUCUCGACCUCAAUCAAAUUUGGUUAUGUGCGGUAAAAUUGGUUCAUGUCGCCUUGAAGCUUUGUAUGUAGCUGCUUCCAUGUUGAACGUUAAGGUAGUGUUCCCGCAAACCUCAAGAAACUAUUCGAUCAAUGAGUUCAACAACGAUCUCAAAAUUGCCAUGCAAAACUGUGCCUUGGAAAACGAACCGGUUGCGUUCUAUGUCGAUCAUUCACUGAUCGAGUAUCUAGGUGAUAUUAUGAAAACAUGUGAAGCCAUUUUGGAAUGUGCCGAUUUGACAGAUUUUUUUGGAGAGGACCUAGAAAAUCUAGCUAGCCCUCUGAAGGCCCAUGCAGCCUUAGAAACGUUUCAAAUGUCACUGGCUGCAUACUUUCUGCAUCGCCUUAAAGCAAACUUUAAGUUAAUCGUGCUACUGGAAAAUUCGACUUUCAAAAUACGAGAACUGUUUGAAAGUUACCCAGCCAUCUAUCAGAAGUCCGAAAUGAUCUGGAUUCUACAAGACAAAAUAGCUUCCACCGAUUGUCUAAUCAAAUAUCUUAACACCAUGAGUCAAAAUCAUUCAUCAGAUUGCCAGGUACCGUUACCUAUAUUCUUCAAUGAUGUUCUCACUGGCAACAUUAGCGAGUGGUCAAACUCUCCGAAGCGUAGAAUACAGUUAAUCCAGACGUUUUGGCAUGUUUAUCAGAACCAAAAGUCGGAAAAGGAACGCUACAAAUUCCAGAUUCAAAGUGGCGUAGACAAACUGUCGGAAACUCAUAAGAUAGUGGAGAAUCUAAAACUAGAAGCGCAACAGAAACAGAAUGCUCUUGCAGAAAAACGAAAACUCGCUAACCAAUCGCUAGAAAUGAUAUCAACCACUAUGCGGAGUGCAAACGACCAGAAAUCGGAAUUACUUGAACUGCAACAAGAAACAAAAGAGAGUAGCAUUAAAUUGAUCGAACGGAAGAAGGCGAUCGAAGAGGAACUCAAUCUGGUGGAGCCAAUACUUCGAGAAGCUAGUGCUGCCGUCGGCCAGAUUAAAACUGAGGCCUUGUCCGAGAUUCGAUCACUAAGGGCUCCACCGGAAACUGUUCGCGAUAUCUUAGAGGGUGUUCUUCGGCUAAUGGGAAUACGUGAUACAUCCUGGAACAGUAUGAAAACCUUUCUGGCCAAACGGGGAGUCAAAGAAGAUAUUCGAUCACUUGAUCCAGCUAGAAUAAGCCCCGAGAACUGCCAAGCAGUGGAAAAGCUUUUGCAAACCAAAGCCGAUUCCUAUGACCAGAGGAAUGCGAAACGAGCUUCCGCUGCCGCUGCGCCUCUAGCAGCGUGGGUUAUAGCCAAUGUAAAGUAUUCAAAAGUAAUCCAAAGUAUUAAACCAUUGGAGCGUGAGCAAAAUGAACUCCGAAAAAAUUUGGAACAAGCGGAAGCAGAAAUGAACUCUUUGUCCAGUGGACUAGAUAAUGUUAACGACACGGUAAAAAAAUUGUCCGAACAAUUGAAUGUGUACACUCAGGAAGCAGCUAUGCUAGAAAUCAAACUUGAAGAAGCGAAACAGACUUUGAACGCAGCCGAAGAACUGGUUCAAAAUUUGAGUUCGGAAUUUCUAAGCUGGAGUAAGGAUCUUGAAGAACUUAAUCAUACGAUCGCUCACAUAGAUAAGCGAAGCUUCAUGACAGCUUUCUGUUUAACACAUAUUUCUCACCUACCAUUGGAUCAACGGAAAGAAACAUUGCUAGCAUCCAAAUUGACGAGAGAGCUACCGUUCGACUUGGAUGAUCUGGUGCCCAAUCAAGACAAGAUUAUUUGGGAAAGCAUGGGACUUAGUGCGGACCAACAAUACCGAGAGAACGCCACUCUACUGAACCAAUUUCUGAUGUUACCGUUUGGGACAACGCCGGUUCCGCUUCUAGUUGAUCCAACCGAGCUAGGGCAGAAGUGGCUCUGCAACUAUUUGAACUAUCUCAACAAAACUUUCGAGUUAUCAAGUCAAUCUGCCGAUCGGUUCGGAUACAUGUUAGAAUUGGCGAUCCGCUUUGGUAAAAUUCUAAUAGUUCGAAAUGUUAACGUCGUUGAGCCACCGCUAUUGUCUCUCUUCUUUUCCCGCAUCCACGUCAGAUUCAACAAACGCAUGGUACGAAUAAGCAACAAACUAAUCGAUCUCCACGACGACUUCAAACUCAUUCUGGUAGCGCAAAACGAGCGUAUAUCUCUGGGAUCGGAAUUACAGGCAUACUUUAUGAAUUUGAUGUUCACAACAACUACCGCUGGGUUAACUGAUGUCCUGACCUUCGAAUGGGUGCUGGCAAAAGAUCCGGAAAUCGAAAAAAAGCGCGUAGAUUUAUUGCAGCAGGAAGGUCGACUAAUGAAAGAGAAACGUAGUCUCCAGGAUAAAUUGCUACAAGAGUUAUCAUCUUCGAAGGGUGAUAUUUUGAAGAAUGAACCCCUGUUGAAAACAUUAAACAGCAUCAAAGCCAGCACUAGUCUGAUCGAGCAGUCGUUGAAUGAAUUCACUGAUAUCCGUGAUCAAUUGAUGGAGCACUACAGUCGACGAAAAGAGUUCUGCAAUUUAGCGUCCAUGUUUUACAUGGGCAUAAGACGUUACUACAGCAUUGGUGUAUCCAAAUUCACAGCUUUAUUUUUGAGCGUAAUUGAAAACGAACGGCACUCGACGACUGAAGAAAUGUACAAAAUAUUGGUAAGGCGAAUAUUUUCCCUCUUGAGUCGGAGUAUUCCCAAAGACAACCAGAUUAUUUUGGGUUUGAACAUUUGCCGGCAAGCGUUUCCUCAGCAAAUUCCAGAAAAAGAAUGGGAAUUAUUUGUAUUCAACUUCGCACAUGCGGAACAGAUUACAGCUCAACAGCUACCAUCAUGGAUCAAGCAGGAAACAAUUCCUAAAAUGCAUGCCUUGAAACAACAACAUUCAGAAUUGUUCGCAAAACUCAACUUGGAUAAUACCAACGUAUGGACUAAGUACGUUGAAUCCAAUGAAAUCAGUUUACCUGUUAGUGUAACGGAUUUCCAAGCAAUCUUGGUUUCCCUUGUCCUACGGCCAGACCUGUUGAUACGAACUAUAUCUCGUUCGGUUCAGAAUAUUCUUGGACUAAAGACGCUCUACACGGUGCGACCAUCUAUCAAGCUGCUUGCCGAGGAAAGCGUUUCAGACGAACCGCUUCUGUUGAUCACCGCAUCUGGAAUAGAUCCAUCUGAAGAAAUACGCGAUUACGUAAGACAAACGAUCGGUCAGUCCAAAUACGCCGAGUUCGCCGUGAGUAAAGGUUAUGAGCUAGAAGCUUUGAAAUUGGUCAAAGAAGCGGCGAAUGCUGGUAGCUGGAUUUGCAUAAAAAACAUCCACACGGUACCACAUUGGUUACGCCAUUUAGAUGAAACCCUAAAGUCGAUAAACUUAGAAAAUGGGUUUAAGCUAUGGCUCACCUCUGAAACUGAGAAAAAUUUGAACGAUUCAUUUACCAAGAAAUGCAACAAAGUAUUGUUUGAGCCACCUGUCGGACUUAAACACAAAAUGAAACUGCUACUGGAACAACAUGCGGCUAUGGUGACUAGAAAACGGGACUACAAAUCGAUCAAGAUGUACGUUGGUCUGUUUAUGCUACAUUCAGUCGUGCAAGAACGACGCGCAUACGUUCCCCAAGGUUGGACCAAAUGGUACGACUUUUGCGAUUCGGACCUGCGCACGGCCAUGCAAUUAAUCCGAUACAGCGACGAGUUUAAUACGUUGAAAAUACACUGGCCACUAAUACAGGGUCUCUGUGAGAAGGUUGCUUAUGGCGGACGAAUCGAUAAUGACAACGACUUCGGCAAGCUAGAACACCUGCUGCGAGAGUUCUUCGACGAAAAGAUCAUGACUAGUCGUUGGAAACCAAUGUUUAUGAACAUUAGCUUCCCGAAUUCUAACCAUUUGGAUGAUUACGUGAAAGUGUUAGAUCAACUGCCCGAUACGGAAACUUCCAGUCUGUAUGGAAUCCCGUUGUCAACUAACGCGUCACGGGAUGUAAUUUUCUGCCGGAACACCUUGAAGGAACUACGGCAAAUGUACUUUAGCAGUGCAAGUGCAAAGAAUUGCGAGAAACGAGUGAAACCAAUUAUUGUCUUAUGGAACAAGUUGAUGAAUGGAACAAUUGCUCAACGGGUGACAGGAGUUAUUGAACGCAACAAGAAUACCGACGACCCUUGGAUGAUAUUCGUUUUGUCGGAGUUGACGAUUGUCAGCAACCUCUACGAUGCAAUUAACAGCAGUCUCCAGACAAUCAAAAAUUCUCUGAAAGAAAUCUCAACCGUUUCUGGCAAAGAUCGCACAAUUCUUGUAACCCUAUGCGAUAAUCAAGUUCCACUGCAAUGGAGACGCAUUUGGAGCGGUCCUAAAACGGUAAUUGAAUACCUGAAAGCGGUUGGAUUCAAAACUAAGGAAACUGAAACGAUGUACAACAAAAUGGUUGAAAUGAAACCGGCCAACGAAGUUAAUUUCAAUUGCUUGUUCAAUAUGGAAGGAUUCUUAACAACGUUCAAACUUAUUAAAUCGCAAGAGCUUAAUGUGUCAACAACAGAGUUGCAACUUUGCGCCUACUUUGACGAUCGUCAACGGGAAAAGGCUUUGAAAAUUGCUUCGUUACUGAUUGAUGGUGGCUCUCUGACGAAUGGAAAGCUAACGAUGCAGCAAGCAAUGUCACCCCAAACCGGUCCCGUUUACACAGGAACUUUCAACUUGGAUUACAUCACCUUGCCUAGCAGGGAGGAAAGCAAAGCUCGAGUCGAUCAAUUUCGAAUCCCGUUGUUUAGCAAUAUCUCACGAGACAACCUAAUUUGUGAACUCACCGUGGACGUUCUACAAGGACUGGAUAAAUCCCAACUAGUAGCGGCCGGAAUGGCAUUCAUAGUACCCGAAAUUAGCUAGAUUGUUCACUGUUUUAUUUCCUAGGCCUAAAACAAUGUAGGCAUAUUUACAAAGAGUUUUUGUAUAGUUUUAAGCACCGACGUCUCUGAAUUUCUAAUUUUGCUAAUAAAGCUACAAUUUUCCACCAA